This is a messenger RNA of Effrenium voratum, 1678 nucleotides long. The record is from the annotation of a GenBank genome assembly. NCBI's taxonomy places the organism in Eukaryota, Dinophyceae, Suessiales, Symbiodiniaceae.
UCAAAUGAUGUUCCGUAGUUUGCCCAUCUCUUUCUCUCGCGCCAUGGGCUGAUCUUCGAUCAGGCCAAUGGCGUGGCGUCUGGCGAUCCUGAUCUAUGCUUGGCGAUGUGUAGCGAUCCGGGAUGGCGGCACCGAUCACAUCGGCCUGGACGAUCCAGUCUUCACGAUCAGCAAGAUGCUGGAGAAGGAUGCCAAGGACGAUGCCGACUACAUGGAUUGCCUUCAGCGUUGGGAAAGCGAGAGGAGGAAGCAGAUCGCCUUUCUCAGCGGCUUCAACCACCUCGUCUCCGCCAAGCGGCGAGUGCAGAGGCUGCACAUCUCCAUGCGGACGCUGGGGCACUCCAGGAACGUGACCCUGCUGGUGUCCGAGCUCCACCAGGGUCUCAGCUGGCUGUCCUCCGCCAGUGUCAAGUACGCAGAACGGCUGAAGAUGUAUGUGGACAGCUUGCACCCGCGACUGAGCGAGCAGUGCAAGAGGUCCACCUUCCGAGCGGAUGACCUGCGGGACGAGAUCGUGGGAGUGGUGGGCGCUCGCAGGAGAUCCGCGACAUUGGCGACCAUGACGAUGGAUGCUCGGCGUCGCGCAGUUCCAGAAAGGCGCUCCGGCUUCGGGCGCUUCUUGCAUACCACGCCCGCCCCCAAGAUCGUGGAGCCGACGCGCCCUGCCCGGGAGCAGGAGUUGAAGGUGACGACGUCGGAAGUCCCAGAUGUGGUGGUGACAUCUCCCGUGAAGUUGCGGCAGAAGCCAGAGGCCAACAGCACGAAGAGCAAUGGUACAGAGGGCAACACCACAAAGGCCAUCACUACAGAGGCCAACAGCACGGAGGCCACACGCACGGAGGCCACCAACAACGGCACGCAGGCCAACAGCACGCAGGCCAACGGCACAGCCUCCAAAAGCACGCAGACCACUGAUGCGGCCAACGGCACAAAGACCAACGGCACGGCCGCCAACAGCACGAAGGCCACCAGCACGGAGGCCACCAGCACGGAGGCCACCAACAACGGCACGCAGGCCAACGGCACGCAGGCCAACGGCACAGCCUCCAAAAGCACGCAGGCCACUGAUGCGGCCAACGGCACAAAGACCAACGGCACGGCCGCCAACAGCACGAAGGCCACCAGCACGGAGGCCACCAACAACGGCACGCAGGCCAACGGCACGCAGGCCAACGGCACGCAGGCCAACAGCACAGCCUCCAAAAGCACGCAGGCCACUGAUGCGGCCAACGGCACAAAGACCAACGGCACAGCCGCCAACAGCACGAAGGCCACCAGCACGGAGGCCACCAGCACGGAGGCCACCAACAACGGCACGCAGGCCAACGGCACGCAGGCCACUGAUGCUGCCAACAGCACACAGGCCAACGGCACGGCCGCCAACGACACGAAGGCGAUCAACACGGAGGCCAACAGCACAAAGGCCAACGGCACAGACGGCACGCAGGCCAAUGGCACGCAGGCCAACCGCACAACGGCCAACGGCACGGCCGCCAAUGGCACAAAGCCCACCAGCACGGCCACCGAUGCGGCCAACCGCACAACAGCCAAUGGCACGGCUGCCAAUGGCACAGCCAGUAGGGCCAACAGAAAGCAAGCCAACAGCACGGAGGUGAACAGCACGGAGGCCACUGGGACGGAGGCUAAGACGAACCAGGCCAGCGCUGGAAUCAAAUAA